UCGCCUCUGAAAAUUUUGGUACUCCGCGGGUUGGUCACGCCCUAUCUGAUCUUGAGGAGUUCACCAUCUUCUUUCCUCUAUAAAAUGGUCUGCAGGCUAAAACAGACUAUCAAGCAUAUUGAUUCACAUAUGAACUACCUACGGUGGUACUGGCAGAUAUAGUCGCUCAACAAAUCGAGCGUUAUUUCACAAAGGACAAAUUUGCGGAGAACCCACACCGGACAUUUGUCCUCUCCCGGUAAGCAUAGUGUUUUGCCAGCAAAUAAUGCCAUACUAGUAUACGAGAACCCCACACCUACGUUGCACAACACCAGUGGCCAUGAAGAUAAUUGCGUUCGCAGACCGCGCACACGGAUCAUGAUACAUGAUGGUAUUGCCCCAAUCCGCUGUGUUUAUAUUGCAGGACCGCUUGUAUAUGCUGAUUCAAACAUUCUCCUUUGCGUUUUCGAUUUCGACGGUUGAGUCAAAAAUUUCAUCAUGUCAUUCUCUACUGUGCCAUCGUCCACUGUCGCUCUCGAGCACCAACACAUCGAAUUACCUCCCACUUCCCCCACCAACCUUCAAACGUUUUCAGAUGCGCAUGACUCUGAGGAGGUUGCCCAGAGUAUCGCACUCCGCAUAAUUACCAAUGCGUGCACAGUCGACGGUGUCCGCAUCGGUAUCCACUUUUCGAAGGAAGAGGACAAUAACUUUUUUCGACUCGUCGCUUCCCAUAUAUCCGCCCGCCUGCCUUCAUCCACGUAUCUUUUUGCGAUAGUCACCACCAGUGCAUCGCAAGCCAACGAUGGUGGUAAUACCUGUGUUUCAGAUGCACUCGUCAUCUGCGGGUCAGAUGAGGAUGAUAUGCAGCGGGCUGUGCUUCUCGCCUCUUCCAAAUUUCCAGGACGGGUGGAUGCAGUCGACAACAAGGGCACUCUCAUUGCUCAGGCUGCGUCCAUACGACAUAUCGGCUCCUCAGCAUACCACGAAGCCGCCUUGUGGGACAUAUUGUUCAGUUCCGUGCACACUCACAAUCCACAUUCUCCUCCCUCUGGAUCUCGCAGCAUCGACCAAAUUCUCUCCGACGCCCGGGCCAAACUCGAACGAUUGACGCCCCAACAAGCUUACGACGCACUCCACGACCCCACAUACCCGGUGCCCGUCUUUCUCGUGGAUAUUCGUCCUGCUGCAGACCGCGAUCGUGAUGGCGAGAUCCACGGAUCUCUCAUCGUCGAGCGAAACGUUUUGGAGUGGUGUUUUGACCCACGCUGCGAAGCGCGGUUAACGAUUGCAGAUCGCUAUGAUUUGAAGAUUAUAUUAUUUUGUAGUCAAGGGCGUACCAGCUCGUUGGCUGCGGCAUCCCUGCAUGAGCUUGGAUUGUUGAAUGCGACCGAUAUAGUGGGCGGUUAUGAUGCGUGGAUCGCGGCUGGUCUUCCGUGUCAAUAGGGCUAUUGAUGAGGAAGGCUAUUGCUAUUUAAUUCAAUCAGCAAUUUUAUCAAUUGUAAUCAGCAGAGAUGACACCUCAGGCCUCAGGCCUCAGGGGCGGCAGCCAAUGCGACCGGUAUGGUGGCGCGGAGAUUUGUGCGUGACCGAUAUUGUUCCUUGGUGUAAACUUGCUUAGUUGUAACUUUACUGUGUAUGUUUAUCGUAUUUGAUUGAAGGACGAAUCUAAUUG
Messenger RNA from Suillus bovinus, 1654 nucleotides. RefSeq lists its product as uncharacterized. Bases 478 to 1425 code for a protein of 315 amino acids. The transcript has 2 exons. The record is from RefSeq and is a predicted model, not a curated record. NCBI's taxonomy places the organism in Eukaryota, Fungi, Basidiomycota, Agaricomycetes, Boletales, Suillaceae.